ACCAACUUCACAGCGCGCAUGCACCGACGACCUCACAAAACAUGAUAGGCAGCCUGUUGUAUUAUGCACUCUACCCGCUGUCACGGUACAUGGAAAGUCGACGUCUACACUCAGUGUGGAAUGGUGGUGCUAUCACAACCAGAAGUUUCACCCAGUCCCAAAAUAACAUGCUGGACCAUUGGCUCGGCCCAGGCAAUGGGACGAAAGGCCAAACGGAAGCAAAGAUGAAAGAACCAAGCCCAGAACAGGAAGACGACACAUGGCGGCUAAUGGCUGUCCUGCAUGGAACUAUAAAGAAUGAGGCUGGUUCAAAGAUGAGUGAGGGGGAAUCUGCAGUGAAGGAAAAAGAAGCAGAGACAAGAAAUGGACAGAUACAAGACGCAGUGGAAGCUCCUGAACAAGGGGGCGGUGAAAUAACUGUUCACUAUGAGGUGUUUAAUACGAAGCAAAACACAGAGGAUGGAAGUCUAUCUCCAACUGAGGAUCCUAAUCAAGACCAAGCCUCUGGGUUACAUUUAGCAUGUCUGCUAACAGAGGACAUCACUCAAGAAACCCCAAGUCCAGGGCAGGAAAAAUUAAAUAUCCCAAGUUUGGAAAAGCCAAUGCCUCCAGCUGAAGUUACUGAGUGCUGGGAUGAAUACUUGGAUCCAGUUGCUGUUGGGAAAGGUGGGGAAAGCAGUUUGGAGCUGAUAUGUUCCUUACUUCUCUCAAAUACUCAACCCUCAAAAGUCAGUAGGCAGCAUGGAACUCAAGCAGGCUGGCACUUUCCGGCAGGACCUGGCUUGGCAGAGGAAUUGCAGUGCCCACUGUGGCAAUUCCCUGCAAUAAGUUACUAUCCUCCAGUGGAUUCAACUGUGCCAUUUGAAGUAAUGUGGAGAGUAUGGGAGGAGGUAGAUGAGAGUGCCACUGCAGCAGAGCCCUUCCCAUUCACAAAGGCCUCAAUGGACUUUACUGUCAUGUCCUACAACAUCCUUGCUGAUGACCUGCUGCAGGCCCACCAAGUGCUGUACACACACUGCCCCCUGGAGGUGCUCGACUGGAGUUACCGCUGCAGCCUACUCCUGGAGGAAAUCCAGAAAUGGAAACCAGAUAUUCUGUGUCUCCAAGAAGUGCAGGAGAACCAUUACCAUGAACAACUGUAUCCAGCUCUGUCUCAGAUGGGCUACACCUGUGUUUACAAGCGCCGUACAGGGACAAAGACAGAUGGCUGCGCUACAUGCUAUCGUAGCAGUUGCUUCUCUGACAUAUCCGUCACCACGCUGGAGUUCUUCAGGCCCGGAAUUGAGCAGCUGGACCGGCACAAUGUGGGCAUUAUUGUGCUGCUUCAGCCAGUGGUCAUGCACGGGUCGGAGGUCAAGGCAAAGGGCUCACUGCUCUGUGUGGCCAACACCCACCUGCUGUUUAACCCUAGGAGGGGUGAUGUGAAGCUUGCUCAGCUGGCCAUAAUGCUGGCAGAAAUUGACAGCGUGGUCAAGUCCUGUGAGGCAAAAGGUGAACACUGUAACCUCAUAUUGUCUGGAGAUUUUAACUCCGUCCCUUCCAUGCCUCUGUACCAGCUGAUCACCACCGGAGAGCUCUACUUCCAGGGUCUACCUGCAUCGAUGAUAUCAGGUCAAGAGGAUCUGUCACACAGAGCCUAUGGUCACAGACUGUUUGCCCCCCUGUGGCCCAGCUCUCUAGGAAUCACUGACAGAUGCCAGUAUACUUCUGUAUACAAGGAGGUAUCAAAGAGAGAGAGCCAGAAAUCAGGAAAAGGUCAGUACAGCCAUGAUUUUAUGCGUCAGCUGCGCUUCUGUCCGGCUGCAUGUAUCCGUCCUCUGGACUUGCAGCUGAUCCCAGGCGUGACUGACAUCACAUCAGAGGCUUCAAGGGUAAAUCAGCCUGAUAAAAGUUUCAGCCACACUAUCAGCCACCGGUUAGACCUGGAGUCGGUCUACAAACACGUCCUUCCAGGAUUUGGCAAUCCAGAAGUCACAACCCUGCAUUCAGAAGGGGCAGCUACCGUCGACUACAUCUUCUACAGCCCGAGAUGCACCUCAGUCUGGGAUCAAAACGCUGGCGACUUUGCUAGUAAGGGUCUGAAGCUGAUUGCUUCUCUCUCUCUCUUAUCUGAGGAGGUCUUAUGGUCCAUGAAGGGCUUGCCCAAUCACAUAUUCCCCUCUGACCAUCUUAGUCUUCUGGCCAGAUUCCAGGUGGACCUGAAUGCUGCAUGAUAGAAGAAAGUGAGUCAACUCCGAUAGUCAAAGUCUGAGCAUAUUUCUCUUCACAAUGGGACAGAUCUUGCCUUGUACAAAUUUGUUUGUUUUUUUGUUCCUAUGAAUACCAAAACGUUUGGUUCCCUUAUGGCAUUAAAGGAAGUCUUCUUACUGAGAAGAAGUUAAUGUUUUUUUGUUUAAAAGAGCAUGACAAUAUAAUGGAGGCCGACAGUCAGUCUUGUCCCACAUUGUUUUCAUCAGAAAAUUGACUAAAAUAUGAAAAUUCGUAUUAAUGAUGCUGUAAAAGAAGUGAUUGCUUUAAUUAUUAUUACUAUAAAAAUACACUGACCUGU
Messenger RNA from Eleginops maclovinus (Patagonian blennie), 2548 nucleotides. It is a transcript of the gene angel1, whose product is annotated as angel homolog 1 (Drosophila). The coding region runs from base 42 to 2213 and encodes 723 amino acids. The record is from RefSeq and is a predicted model, not a curated record. The transcript has 10 exons. Gene Ontology annotation, molecular function: 3'-5'-RNA exonuclease activity. Lineage: Eukaryota; Metazoa; Chordata; Actinopteri; Perciformes; Eleginopidae.